This is a messenger RNA of Alligator mississippiensis (American alligator), 5155 nucleotides long. RefSeq names its product solute carrier family 43 member 3 (gene SLC43A3). Lineage: Eukaryota; Metazoa; Chordata; Crocodylia; Alligatoridae. The transcript is spliced from 13 exons. Bases 3179 to 4741 code for a protein of 520 amino acids. The record is from RefSeq and is a predicted model, not a curated record.
AGUGGCAGCUCCCAGUUCUCCAGCCUGUGACCCAUUAAUGGAUUUAUUUUCCUAUAAUUUGCCUUCUACCACUGGGAAUCAGACGUCAGUUACAAUAUAAUCUGAAAGACCCAAUCAGAAUGGAGCUUGAGAACAUGAGCCCUGCCCUAUGCUGAUGAUGUCACACUUUGUAGCCCAUAACAGCUUUUUUGAAUGGGUAGAAAGCACUGGAGUCUCUUGGACUGCUCUACGUGGAGCAGGCUCCAGUCCUGCUUAUACUGGACAAUUCAUCUCACAGUGUUUACACUGUAAAGUGUUCCAGGUGACCGAUGGCUAAUCCUGUUAAUUAACUCUGGGUGUGGACACAUGACAUAUUUACAUCAGGAUAAUUUUACCUUGCUCUGGUGUAAAUCUGGAGCAGACACACAAUGAACAGCCUUUUAGUGGUAUAAUGAACUCAGCUAUGAGCUUGAGUUCCCCGCUCAGAAAGUGAGGAGGUAUGCUGUUGUACUAGUCAUGCGUCACCUCCCCUGCACAGUUUUACCCUCUUUAGGCUUCAGCUGGAGUAUUGCUUGCAGUUCUGGGCACUGCAGUUCAAGCAUGAUGUAGAGAAACUGAAGAGGAUCUAGAGGCCGGUGACGAAGAUAACAAAGGAGCUGGAAAGCAGGCACACAAGGAAAGGUUUCUUGUUGUCUCCUAGGACCUGCUAGAUCCUACUGUAAUAUGGUUCCAGUAAGCACACAGCAGCUAUUAAAUGAGUACAAACUCAGCAUAGUCUUUAUUCAUACUAUCAACCAGGUGAUCAGACUGGCUAACAGAAGGGAUAGUGCAGGUUUAAACAAACAUUCAAGGUAUAUUUCUGUUACGCUCUUUUUAUACAUUUGAAAUGCUGUCAUCAAGCCGGCAUCAUUGCAAACACAUGAUCAAACACAUUUGAUGUCAUGCACCUUACAAUUAACUUACUUAAACACAGCAUUCUUCUUGUAACAGGUAGCCAGGGGCUCCUUUCAUUUUAAAGGUGGAAACUGUUAUACAUAAAGUCCAUGGGCAGGAGCAGGCAGCAGAACCAGGGCUAGCUGCAGGAGAAUAGGCAGGUAGGAAGUUAAAGGGCUGCCAAUAACUACUUGUAGCAGGCUACAAAGCAAGAGGACAAUAGAACUGAGCUCCAGAUAGGUACAAGGGAACAACUCCAGCUGAGCCAGGAGAAAAGCAGCAAGCUGCUCAAUAGGCCUAGGGAACAUACCUGUGGCUGGUAAGCAGGAUACCUGACCAGAAGAGGAGGAGCUCAGGGAAUAUAAACCUAGGUCCCUGAGUCAGAGGAACCAAUGUUGCCCUGAACUCAGGGUGAAGAGCUCCUGCCAACCUAAGCUGUCAGGGAGCAAAAGCUGCUGGCAUGGAGGUACUGUAUGUGCUAGGAGAGAGCCAGGGAGAGGGGCUUCUGCAGCCAUAUGAUGGCUUAGAGGGGCUUUGAGGGUUGUAUUUGAAGCAGGUUGCUGAUAUUUUGGUUUUAUUUUAUAUAAGAAACUGGACUGUGGCUAUAGGGGUGGACUUGCAAGGAUGCCUGAGAGAUGCUUCAGGUUUUGAGCCCUGCCAGGGAGAGGAGCACAAGGGAGAGCAAAAGUGGGACAAGGGCUCUCUGAGGCUGAGGGGGCCAGAGCCUGCUCCCUGAAAAUGAGACGCAAGCAGGCUGAACCUCAGAAGCCAAGCCAGAGCAACCAGUAGGAUAAAGGCCAAGAGAGCUGAAACCUAUACAGUCUGGUGAAGUGUACAACCCGUGAGGCAUAGGUGUGGCUAUGGGGGAGGCUGGAGGCCAUGAUUAAAGCCCCUAAGGUAAUUUAGUGCCUGAGGGGCAAGCCUGGUGCCAACCAGGCACAGAAGGUGGUGAAUAGGUGAACUGACUUUCAUUUCAGGUCCUUAGGGCAGCUUCCCUAAGGACUAAAAUAUCUAUCAAGGUGUGGCAGGAGAGACAAACAAUGGAGGGUACCCUGAGGAUCUGAGGUGAAGCGGGCUAGCUUGGCCAACAGGGGGUGUCACUGCUGCCAUGAUGGUCCAGGACGUCCUGCACCUGCAUACCUUCUGAGAUAUCUACCAGGUUUGGUUGUACCAUCCUAUGUGGUUCUCUUAUCCACUCUGACAGUUCAUACUGAUUCUGUGCAUCUCAGGAUGUUCUCAGCCAGGUUCCAAAUGUUCUGAUGCACUCUGCAGCCAGCUAAAGAACUGCAGAUUUACCAGCUUUUAACUCUUCCUGCUCCUAGCUUGCUUUAUAGGCCUGCAAGGCUGAGGGAUGUUUAGCUUAGAGAAAAAAAAAAGAUUAAAUGGAGACAUGAUAACAGUUUUUGAGUGUCUGAAAAGCUGUCAGGAAGAAGAGGGAGAAAAACUGCUAUCCCUGCCACAGAGGGCAGGAUAGGAGGCAGCGGGUUUAAAUUGCAGCAAAACAGAUUUAGAUUAGAUCUUGGAAAGAGCUUCCAAAUUGGCAGGACAGUGAUUAGGAUGCCAGGGGACAUAGUGGAGUCUCUUUCUUUGGAGGUUUCCAAGAAAAAGCUGGAGAGGUACCUGUCUGGGAUGGGUUAGGAACAAACAGCAUGUCCUGCAUCCCUGCAGGGGUUGGAUCAUGGGUAACUUGUGCCUCCUGAGUCUGGUGGGGCACACCGCAGACUGAAUGCAGCCAGAUGGGCAAACUGGAGACCACCAGCUGGAACACAGGGAGGAGCCGCAGCCUCUCCACUCGGCUCUGUGGUGCCACGGUUUGCUGUCCUAAGUGUUGCCAAGUCAGGGGGCCAAUCUGGGGUGGGGGGCAUGUGCCAUAGUCGUCUGUGGGUUUGAUGAACUAGCUGACCCUCAAGGUCCCAUCCACAGCUGCUAACUUGCUUUUCCUUGUCACAGAGCUAGCUGCUCUGAUCUGAAUUAGCUAAUCCAGAUUAGCUACUGUAGGGGAGGAACCCCCUUCUUCAACAUAAUCAUUUACUUGGUAAAAUCCUGUCCUGUGCCACGUAGGAUUAGCUAAUCAUAAAACUCCACUUUGGCAUUUCUGACUCCUCAACACCUGCUUUUUUCACUCCUUCAUAUUGUGGUGUCUGUUCUGGGAGCCGGUCAAGCUGGUCCAGAAGAGCGGUUCGGUAAUGGGAUCAUCAGGCAGGCGAGUGGAUGGAGAAGGCCAAGACAGCGUAUUGAUCUCCUCCAGGGCCAGAAGGCUGGUGACAUGGAGAGCCAGGGAGCAGGGCUGGCCAAGCGCCUGGCCACACUGCUUUCAGGGCUCAUGGAAUGCAUGUGCUUUGCGGGCAUCAUCUUCGGCUGGGCCUCUCUGGUCUAUGUGCUCAAGGGUCUGCACUAUUUCGAGGACCUGUGCAAACCUGUUGCUAACAUGACUGUCAACGCCACACAUGAGACAGGCUGCAGUGAGCAGGAUGAACAGUUCUCACUCAUCUUUACCAUUGGCUCCUUCAUGAACAACUUCAUGACCUUCCCCACGGGAUGCAUCUUUGACCGCUUCGGCACCCUUGCAGCUCGACUGCUGGCUAUAUUUCUGUACACUGGGGGUACCCUGCUCAUCUCCUUCUCCACAGCAGCCACGGCGCUGAUGCUGUUCCCUGCCAUGUCACUGCUCUCUAUUGGAGGGAUUCUCCUUAUCCUCACCAACAUGCAGGUGGGGAACCUGUUUGGGAAGCACCGGUCAACUAUCAUCACUUUGUACAAUGGGGCCUUCGACUCCUCCUCUGCUGUGUUCCUCAUCAUCAAGCUGUUGUAUGAGAAAGGCCUGAUCUUGAGGGACAUGUUCCUCUUCAUCACUGCUUGCAGUGCCUGGCACCUGAUCCGCACCUUCUUUCUGAUGCCUAAGCAGCACAUCCCCUACCCACUGCCUCCAGGAUACAGUUAUGGUAUGACCUGUAGGAAAUCUCAGUCCUACCGCACCUAUGAGGAGAGGCAGCCAGCCCACAGAGGCGGAAGCAAUGACCUGCAGUCGGAGCCUGUUCUUGCAGAGGCUGACCGCAGCCCCAACGACUUCCUGAGCAAAGGCCACAAGGAGCCUCCUGUCCGGUCCUUCCAGUCCUGUGUCAUCUCCAAGCUCUUUUUCUGGCACCUGGUGUGGCUGUCAGUGAUACAGCUGCGGCACUAUUUCUUCAUUGGCACCCUCAACCCCAUGCUGGAGCACCUGGCUGAGAAAAACACUGCACUGGUGAGCACCUACACCAACGCCUUUGCCUUCACUCAGCUCUGUGGGGUUCUGUGUGCCCCCUGGAAUGGCCUCAUCUUGGAUCGGCACAAGCGCAGGAGGGGCAAGGAUGGCAGCACCCACGGUGCCUCAGACUCCCUGACUGACCUGCGCUCCUGCGUGCUGUCGCUGGCAGUGACGGUGGUGCAGAGCGUGGGGUUCUCAGUGUGUGCCACUGUGCCUGUGCUGCCUGUGCAGUACGCCACCUUUAUCCUGCAGGUGCUGAGUCGUUCCUUCCUCUAUGGAGGCAACGCUGCAUUUCUGGCCAUUGCCUUCCCCCUGGAGCACUUUGGGAAGCUCUAUGGGCUUGUGAUGGGUCUGUCAGCUUUGGUAUCGCUCCUUCAGUAUCCCUGCUUUGCACUCGUCAAGGGACCCCUCAAUGGAAACCCUUUCUAUGUGAACAUUGGCCUCACCGUCAUCAUCCUUCUGGGCUUCGUCAACCCCUUGAUGGUGUUUUGGGAAUGCCAACGUAGGGAGAAGGAACGAGCCACGGAAGGGAACAGUUCCUUGUCCUCAUCACCGAAGAAGGCUGAUGUUGAGUCUCCCAUCUGAAACCACAGGGCUGUCUGGGGACUGUUUUUCAUGGAAAAGGGAAGGAGAAAAGGGAAUUUCAGGGUGCUCCAGCCCCUAGUACCUCUUCAUCUAUGUUUGCCCAACUCAGAAUGUUUACUACCAUCUCAAGCCAUUCUCAGACUCAUUUAAAAGAGGAGUAUUAGAGAGAUAUUUAUUUUUACAGAUACUUAAUUUUAUAGUUAUUUUUAUAGCCCUGUUGGUCUGAGUCCUUUAUCUCCCUCUUCCCUGUUCUCACACAGGACAAUUAGGAAGAUGCACUAACUGUAUUUACAUGUAUUGUUCUGCUUGACUACAGUUCUAUAGUUGGGUGUGUUCAUAAUAAUUAUGGAGGUAAAAGUGCUAGCUUGCUCCUUCCUACUUGAAACCCAAUAAAUACUAAUGGAGAGAUCCCAA